Messenger RNA from Neoarius graeffei (lesser salmon catfish), 3173 nucleotides. It is a transcript of the gene fblim1, whose product is annotated as filamin binding LIM protein 1. Bases 384 to 1478 code for a protein of 364 amino acids. NCBI's taxonomy places the organism in Eukaryota, Metazoa, Chordata, Actinopteri, Siluriformes, Ariidae. Gene Ontology annotation, molecular function: filamin binding. The record is from RefSeq and is a predicted model, not a curated record. Gene Ontology annotation, biological process: cell-cell adhesion. Gene Ontology annotation, cellular component: stress fiber; focal adhesion. The transcript has 9 exons.
ACAAGCCUCGAUCAGUGAUUAACUGUUCACCUUUUACGGCUGUCAUUCAGCAGGAGAGAGAGAGAGAAGGAGAGAGAGAACGGAGGGAGGGAGGAAAGGGAGUGGCCUCUGUGUGUCGAUUGCUGUCUUUCUCUCUCUUAGUGACGACAUGGGAGCGACAACAGCAGAGUAAAGCACCGAGACACGACAAAGAAAGAGAGACGUGUGCUUCAGGUGAGGGAGCAGGUGAAACACAAACUGACUCUCUCACCUGAUGUGUCCCUGUGUCUCAGUGUGAACCCUCCCUGUUCACUCACACCCAGUCAGACGACACUGGAAACAUUUCAGUCCUGAUAACAACAUUGUGUUUGUUCCUCGCCACAGGAAGUCGUCUCUCCAGCCCCAUGACAUCCGCCGCCCCGCCCAAGAGGAUGGUGUCCUCGGUCUUCAUCACUCUGGCGUCUCCAUACAGAGCCACGGUCACGCCCACGCCACAGAUCACACAGCACUCGGCAGUCCCCGUCAGUCCCACCGCCGCACACAGGAAGCCGUCCACCUCCUCCGGCUCGGCACUGGAGUCUGGACACACCGUGUCUCCUGCUGAGGCCCGACCCAGUCCUCUGGAGAUCCGGAAAACACAUGACAGCAAACCCAACCCUGCUCAUGCUCUAUUCAGAGCAGGAAAGAGAGAGGAGACACACACUGAUGAGUUUUUCCCUCCUCCUCCUCCUCCCCCUGCGUCUCUGGACUUGGGGGUCUCUGAAACCCUGCCCCCUCCACCGCCCACCUGCCCUCUGACUGACCCCAAACCACCAGCCCCCACACGCGAGGUGUGUGUGGAGAGAGCGCCACCUGCUGAUCAGAGUCAGAACGAGCCCUCGGCAGGAGCUCCGACUGAAGAGGGGAUUACACCAGAUGUGUGUGGGUUCUGUCGUAAGCCCGUGGCCCUGAGUGAGCCAGCGAUCGAGGCACUGAACAGGACGUACCACAGCAGCUGCUUCCAGUGCCGACAGUGUCACGCUGCUCUCGCAGGGAAAACCUACUUCAACAAGGCAGGGAUCCCUCUGUGUGAGGACUGCUACCAGGCCAGUCUGGAGCCGUGCUGGGCGUGCGGUGAGGUCAUCAAAGAUCACGUGAUCCGAGCACUGGAACGAGCCUAUCACCCACCCUGCUUCGUGUGUACGACCUGCAAGCAGCCAAUCGGAGAGCAGCGUUUUGCACAGGGAGAGGUGGGGGAGGUGUACUGCCUGCAGGACUACUACAGGAAAUACGCACCUCAGUGCAGUGUGUGUGGAGAGCUGAUAAUCCCAAGAGAGGACGGGACGGACAGCUACACAGUUGAGUGUCUCGGACGCUCUUUUCAUGAGGACUGCUACCGCUGUGAGCUGUGUGCGGUGCUUCUCUCCCCGGAGCCGAAUGAACACGGCUGCCACCCGCUGGAUGGACAGAUCCUGUGCAAACCCUGCCAUCUGUCUCUGAUCCAGACGAGCCAGCACUGAUCGUGCAGCUUCAUGCUAAAGCACACCCAGCCCACGCCGCAAGAAUAAUAUUAACUCAUUUUUGCCUUGACAUCAUUCUGUGUUCAUGCUCUCAGUCCAAAACACUCCAACGAUGAUAAAUUGCCAAAAAAAAAAAAAAACACUCACGAGAAACACCAAAUCUCUCAUACUUCAUCAGAAACACUCUCACUGCCUGAAGGACACGGGUCAUCAGAAGUUCAUCAGAAAAAUCGUUUUCACUCUAAACUGUAGAAACCUGUUCAAAAGAAACCUCAUUAACACGGCUUCAUGUGCUAAAACAAUUUAGAAACAUUUUGAGAUGGAACAAAAUGAGAUUUAACUGGUUAUCUAGCUCUGCGAAUUUAUUCAAACUCAAAUUACACUUGAUUAGCCUUUUCCUCUUUUUUUUCGAAAAACUGAAUGUUUUUUUUUUAAACAUGUUUUUGUGGCUGGGGGUAUCGCUACUUCAUUGAUUUGAUUUGAUCCGAAAUAAAACUUUCACGCACAGUGCCAAGCUUCAUAACUAGCUUGCUGGCUAAUCCCCUUUAUUUCCAAACCAUAAAAACAUUUGUGUUUCACUCUUAUAUUGAUUGAUUUAAAAGGGAUUGUUUCACUUGGAUCUGAAAUAUUGGCUCAAGUUUAAUCUCAAGGUUUUGUGAUUUCUCUAUAACUUGAGUUGUUUUACUGGAAAGUUCAUGUUGCUUAAAAUGGUGGUGAAGAAACAGCCACUUUCUCCCACACUUUAUUAAUCAUAAGUACUGUCUCAUAAUCCUGUCUGGUGUUUUUUUUAUAUUGUGUCCUUGACUUCACAUCUGGUUGGUUUGUAUUCUGCCUGUUCUCGUUGCUAAUUGGUUUAUUAGCUCGCAGGCUACAGGAUCAAUAGGUGUGAUGUUUCUAUGCUAGCGUUAAAAUGAAUGAUUGUGGAAUGCUUUGCUUCUUUCACACACUGGUGUUUGGGACGUGGCCGAAUACUCUGCAAUCCUUUGAGGAAAUGCACAAGAGCUACAGUGCUACAUGAUGGACAAAAACUUUCUGUUCUGGUUUAAAGCAACAGUUUGGCCCAAGAUGAAAUGUACCAAAGGCCCAGUGCCAAACGCAGUCCAUCAGCCCAGACAUGUUCAUUGUCUCAAAUGUACCAUUUUCAUUUUGCACUGAAACAAGAAGUCUAAUAUUAAGCAAGGCAAGCUAGUAGUGUUAGCGUUAGCAGUUUAGUCUUCACGAAUCUUCACACAAGCAAACUGUACAGAAUAAACAUGUCAGAUGAUUAAUAUUCCCAAGUGAAGCAUAAUGUUUGGCGAAAACAUUCCUUUCGUUCAGAAUAAAGACUGUAUCUGGAAAUCCUGCAGUUAUGGGAAAACAAAGCUGGGGAAAAUUUUUUAUCUUUUUUAAAGAAUGAUUGCUUCAAUAUUCGCUGAUUGUUAUAUUUAGACUUGUUCCAGUCUCUUCAUUUCCUUUUGUUCUAUCGACGAUGUAACAGCAUGCAUAUCAAAUAUAUCCAGUGUAAUCAGAUAUUUUUGCACUCUUUGCCUAAUGCGGUGCACCAAAGAUAUUUAUUCCACAUUAAACAUGAUUCCAUGCCUGUUGUGUGUUUGUGUGUGUGUGUGUGUGUGUGUGUUUUUUUAAACACAGAUAUAGAAUCAUAUGAAAAAUGUUUUUUGUUCUAAAUGAUGGAAGAAAAUAAACUAUGUGCCACAA